Messenger RNA from Thyridium curvatum, 2811 nucleotides. RefSeq lists its product as uncharacterized. Gene Ontology annotation, molecular function: RNA helicase activity; RNA binding; ATP binding. NCBI's taxonomy places the organism in Eukaryota, Fungi, Ascomycota, Sordariomycetes, Thyridiales, Thyridiaceae. Gene Ontology annotation, cellular component: nucleus. The transcript has a single exon. The record is from RefSeq and is a predicted model, not a curated record. The coding region runs from base 1 to 2811 and encodes 936 amino acids.
AUGCGUGGCCGCGCAGCUUCUCCGGCCAUGUCGGAGAACGAGAUGGACAUUCUCGACUCCCUCUACACCGACGACGUCGAGACGAGCAAGAGCAAUGGCAAAGGCAAAGGCAAGGUUGUCCAUGACAGCUUCGACUUGGACAUGGGCGGGAUCUUGGAUGCCGCAGGCGAUGGUGAAGACGGUGGCAACGACGGAGAUGCGGCGUUCAUUGCCUUGAAGCAAGCGGCUUCCUUCCGAAAGAACACAAAUCUGAAGGGCAAGACGGUCAAGAAGGGCGGAGGCUUCCAGGCCAUGGGUCUCAACGCGAAGCUGUUGCAGUCCAUCACUCGCAAGGGCUUCUCUGUUCCGACCCCAAUCCAGCGCAAAACGAUCCCCUUGAUCCUGGACCGGAAAGAUGUCGUCGGCAUGGCGCGUACUGGUUCCGGAAAGACUGCUGCCUUCGUCAUCCCGAUGAUCGAGCGCCUGAGAACGCACAGCGCCAGAGUUGGAGCGAGAGCGGUCAUCAUGUCACCCUCUCGUGAGCUGGCCCUCCAGACGUUGAAGGUUGUCAAAGAAUUCGGCAAGGGCACCGAUCUUAGGACGGUGCUGCUGGUGGGUGGUGACAGCCUGGAGGAGCAGUUCGGUUUCAUGGCGACCAACCCCGAUAUCAUCAUCGCGACUCCCGGUAGAUUUCUCCAUUUGAAGGUCGAGAUGUCUCUGGACCUGUCUUCCAUACAAUACGUCGUGUUUGAUGAGGCCGAUCGGCUGUUCGAGAUGGGCUUCGCGGCCCAGCUCACAGAGAUUCUCCAUGCUCUGCCACUUUCGAGGCAAACGCUGCUGUUUUCUGCUACUCUGCCUACUUCUUUGGUCGAGUUUGCGCGUGCCGGCCUCCAAGAUCCUAGCCUGGUCAGGCUGGACGCAGAAAGCAAGAUAUCGCCGGAUCUCGAGAGCGCAUUCUUGUCUGUCAAGGGGGCCGAGAAGGAAGGAGCGCUACUACAUAUACUUCACGAGGUCAUCAAGAUGCCCACGGGCUUGCCAGAGGGCGUGCAGGAGGAGACGUCAGAAAAGCCAUCCAAGAAAAGGAAACGUGAGUAUAGGCCGAAUCAAAAGGAGAAACCGACUGAGCAUUCGACCAUCAUCUUCACGGCGACGAAGCAUCAUGUCGAAUACAUCGCCGCUAUCCUGCGGGAAUCUGGAUUUGCGGUAUCCUACGUCUACGGCUCUCUCGACCAGACAGCGCGGAAAAUCAACGUUGACGAUUUCCGUCGGGGUAGGACUAAUAUCCUGGUGGUGACGGAUCUGGCUGCUCGAGGUAUCGAUAUCCCCGUGUUGGCCAACGUCAUCAAUUACGACUUCCCUCCCCAGCCCAAGGUGUUCAUUCAUCGGGUUGGUCGUACUGCUCGUGCCGGCCAGCGGGGUUGGAGUUACAGUCUUGUGCGGGAGACUGACGCGCCUUACUUGCUUGACCUACAGCUUUUCUUGGGCAAAAGACUAGUCAUUGGCCGGGAGAGCGGAACGUCGGUCAACUUCGCUGAGGAUGUCGUCGUCGGUGCGUUACCCCGGGACCAAGUCGAAUCCCAGGUUGAGUGGCUCCAGAAGCUCCUUGGAGACAAUGUGGAUAUCAAUUCACUACGCGAUGUCUCACUGAAGGCUGAGAAACAGUACUUCAGAACACGGACUUCUGCUUCCAGCCAGAGUGCAAAGAGGUCGAGAGAAGCUGUCGCUACCAAGGCUUGGACGCAAUUGCACCCACUUUUUGGGGAUCUUGACAAUGCUACGGAGCAAGCCCGAGCGAACAUGCUCGCCGUCAUCAGUGGUUUCAAGCCUCAAGAAACUAUUUUCGAGAUUGGUCUUCAAGGCAAGAAAUUUGUGCGCAACGAGGCUGCGGAAGUUGUCAAGAACAUGAGGGCCAAACUGAAGCCGCGAAAGAAAGCCGAGGCUGACGAGGAGAAAGACGGAGGAGAUGAGGAGAUGGCUAAUGAAGACUCUGAGUUUGAUGACGAGAAUCUGCCAAAAGCGACUGAGGAGACUAGUGAUGCAUUGGCUACAUUUGAUUCGGAUUCAUCAGAGGAGGAAGCCUCAGAUUCGGAGCUCGAGGUCACGGUCUCUAGCAAUGCCGCUCACAACAAGAAGAGCAAGGGCGAGAACUCAUGGCAAGACCCCGAAUUCUUCCUGUCGUACACACCACGCACGACCAACGCGGCAGAGGAGCGCGGGUACGGCGUGCACUCAGGCACUCAGGGCUCCAACUUUGUGGAGGCGGCAAGAGAUGCCACCAUGGAUCUGACCAACGACGAUACCGCCAAGGCUUUCGGCGUCCCGACGCGGUCCAAGAUGCGCUGGGACAAGAAGAACUCCAAGUACGUCGCGCGAGCCAACGACGAGGACGGCACCAAGGGUGCCAAGAUGAUCCGCGGCGAGAGCGGCGUCAAGAUCGCGGCGUCGUUCCAGAGCGGGCGCUUUGACAAGUGGAAGAGGGCCAACCGCCUGGGCCGCAUGCCGCAGGUAGGCGAGGCCGAGAAGGCCGGCCUGGCGCGCCAGGUCUCGUCGGCCGCCCCCGGCAGCAGCGGACCUCUGGGAAGCGGCGGCCCUCGCUACAAGCACAAGAAGGAGCAAGCGCCCAAGGAGGCCGACAAGUACAGGGACGACUACCACGUGCGCAAGAAGCGCGUGGCCGAGGCCAGGGAGAAGAGGAUCGGCAAGUUCAGGGACGGCGAGGGCAGCAAGCGCGAGCUCAAGAACGAGCACGACAUCCGCAAGGCGCGCAGGGUCCAGGAGCUCAGGCGGGAGAAGAACGCGAGGCCUGCGAGGAGGGGCGGCAAGAAGAAGUGA